UUUUUUUUUUUUUUUUUUUUUUUUGCAUACGCGUUAAUAUGCUGCACUUUCCCCCAGAGGAUAACGAGGCUUUAUGGUGGUGUGACGUUAUCAGAAAACCUGGUUUAAUUCAUUAAAGAAGAUUGUUGGCUGAGUUUUCUCUGCUGGAAUCACUGCUUUCAGUAAAAUGUUUUUCACCUCUGAAUUAAGCAGUUAAAUGAUAAAUGAAAGAAAUUUCUACCUCAGAUUGCAAGAGAGCUCACCGCUGACGAUGUGCUGCUGCCGAAGGAGCAUGUAGUUCCUGCCUUCACUCGGGAGGAGAAAGAGAGAAGGAAAGCUGGGAGAGAACAUGGAAGACUUCACCACACGGACUUAUGGCACCAGUGUCCUGGACAACAGACCUCUGUUCGGGGAGACUUCAGCAAGGGAUAGGAUAAUCAAUUUAGUAAUUGGUGGACUUGCAUCUCUACUAGUGAUAGUGACCAUUAUCAGCGCUUUCGUCUUCCCUGCACUGCCUCCAAAGCCACUGAACAUUUUCUUUGCUGUCUGUGUCCUGCUGAUGUGUGGCUCAGUGCUGGUUCUGAUCUUCUGGUACAGACAGGGAGACUUGGAGCCUAAAUUUCGCAACCUGAUCUACUACAUGCUGUGUUCAAUUGUCCUGCUAUGCAUAUGUGCCAACUUGUACUUCCACGAUGUGGGACAUGACAAAAAGGCCAAUGCCUUAUCAUAGGAACACGAGGAAAUUUCUCACAGUGGUAGAAGGUGUGUGUCCAUGCGGGUCUUUCAGCACACUGAAACGGGUGACUCUUCCUUUCCUACAGCCCCAUGCGGCUGUCAUCAGGGCCAGUCUGCCUCUGGAGGUCUUCUAAGUGGACUAACAGUAUUAUAGAUGUGACUAUUUGCGUAUUUCUGUAGCACGGUGGAUGUGUAUGCAGAUGUUUUGCAUCCUGAGUGCUGUAUAUUCCUGCAUUGCUAUAUAUGCCAAUGUAAUUGGGAGACUGUUCUUGACUAUAAGCCAUGGUUAUAUGCUGCAGAAAGCAUUUUAUAUUUGUAUAUGUUGGAUGUACAUUCCUGAUUGACAUCUCUUGCAUUUCUGAUGCAAUCUUGAAGCUGAAGCACUUACCAAAAUAGAGACGCAGCUGGAGUCUGGCAGAGCGAGACGCUGUUCGGGUUUCUGCUCAGGUUUCUGAAUUUCUGCACACUGUGUCAUUUGAUAUGGCCAAGAUUAAUGAUUGUUGAUAUUUCAUUUCUAAUGUGCAUUUUAUGUAAGAAAUAAACCCUUAUUCCCAUG
Molecule: messenger RNA, 1270 nt
Organism: Pangasianodon hypophthalmus (striped catfish)
Lineage: Eukaryota; Metazoa; Chordata; Actinopteri; Siluriformes; Pangasiidae
Gene: tmem243b
Product: transmembrane protein 243, mitochondrial b
Exons: 6
Coding region: 329-709 (126 amino acids)
Source: RefSeq, a predicted model, not a curated record